Phyllopteryx taeniolatus (common seadragon) is the source of this 1373-nucleotide messenger RNA. It is a transcript of the gene aldoab, whose product is annotated as aldolase a, fructose-bisphosphate, b. Gene Ontology annotation, molecular function: fructose-bisphosphate aldolase activity. The record is from RefSeq and is a predicted model, not a curated record. The transcript is spliced from 6 exons. Gene Ontology annotation, cellular component: cytosol. Lineage: Eukaryota; Metazoa; Chordata; Actinopteri; Syngnathiformes; Syngnathidae. Bases 8 to 1099 code for a protein of 363 amino acids. Gene Ontology annotation, biological process: fructose 1,6-bisphosphate metabolic process; glycolytic process.
AGUUAAGAUGCCUCACGCGUAUCCCUUCCUCACUCCUGAGCAGAAGAAGGAGCUCAGUGAUAUCGCUCACAAGAUCGUUGCUCCCGGCAAGGGAAUCCUAGCCGCAGAUGAGUCUACCGGUAGCGUGGCCAAGCGCUUCCAGAGCAUCAACGCUGAGAACACUGAGGAGAACAGGAGGCUGUACCGCCAGCUCCUCUUCACCGCUGACGACCGCGCCGCCCCCUGCAUUGGCGGCGUCAUCCUCUUCCACGAGACCAUGUACCAGAAGACCGACAGUGGCAAACCCUUCCCCGAGUUCCUCAAGGAGAGAGGCAUGGUGGUGGGCAUCAAGGUCGACAAAGGUGUCGUCCCUCUGGCCGGAACCAACGGCGAGACAACGACUCAGGGUCUCGAUGGACUGUACGAGCGCUGCGCCCAGUACAAGAAGGACGGUGCCGACUUCGCCAAGUGGCGUUGUGUGCUGAAGAUCACCCCCACCACUCCUUCAAGACUGGCCAUCAUUGAGAAUGCCAACGUCCUGGCCCGCUAUGCCAGCAUCUGCCAGAUGCAUGGCAUCGUGCCCAUCGUGGAGCCUGAGAUCCUCCCCGAUGGCGACCAUGACCUGAAGCGCUGCCAGUAUGUCACCGAGAAAGUCCUGGCCGCCGUUUACAAGGCUCUGUCCGACCACCACGUGUACCUGGAGGGCACUCUGCUCAAGCCCAACAUGGUUACCGCCGGCCACUCCUGCUCAAUGAAGUACAGCAACCAGGAGAUCGCCAUGGCGACCGUUACCGCCCUCCGCCGCACCGUGCCCCCUGCAGUCCCUGGCAUCACCUUCUUGUCUGGUGGUCAGAGUGAGGAGGAGGCUUCGGUCAACCUGAACGCCAUGAACCAGUGCCCUCUGCACAGGCCCUGGGCCCUGACCUUCUCGUACGGACGUGCCCUGCAGGCAUCUGCCCUCAAGGCCUGGGGUGGCAAAAAGGAGAAUGGAAAGGCAUGCCAGGAGGAGUUUAUCAAGAGAGCUCUGGCCAACAGCCAGGCAUGCCAGGGAAAAUACGCUUCCACUGGAAGCAGCGCUGCCGGUGGAGAGUCUCUGUUUAUGGCUAAUCACUCUUACUAAAGCACACCACCACGUUCACUCUCUCACACUUAUCACGCCGGCGCCAUGACUCUGCCUGUCACCUCUCUGCUAAUGUAAAGCCUCGCGGUUGGAAGUGAGAGUGGAAAAUCUCCUCCUUUUUGUUGUCGCAACCGGAAGAUUUUCCUCCAUUCCCUUGACCUUAUGCAGAUUCACACCUUUUCUCAGGUGAAUAUUCCCACACUGUUUUUACACAAGUUGCACUACUUUUCAUUGGAUUUAUACUGGUUCAAUGAAAUAAAGUGUUUUACCCUUC